AUGUCACCUAGUUUGGGUCCGGCAUCUUCAAGUGCUGGUGCUCCUCCUCCUCCUCCACCACCACCCGCUCCUCCAUUGCCAUGUGCCCCUCCUCCUCCUCCUCCACUACCUGAAGGUGCAGCUCCUCCUUUACCUGGAGGGCUACCACCACCACCACCUCCUCCUCCUCCUAUGUUUGGUGGUCCACCACUGCCCCCACCUCCUCCUUUUGGGGGGAUACCUUCUGUAGUAACCGCGCCAGUGCUGCCUUUUGGGAUGAAGCCAAAGAAGAAAUACAACCCAGAUGUAACUAUGAAGAGAAUCAACUGGGCCAAGGUUGAACCACAUGAAAUACAAGAACACUGUUUUUGGGUAAAAGCUAAGGAUGAAAAAUUUGAAAAUCCGGAUCUGUUUGCCAAAUUGGCACUCACUUUUGCCACACAGAUGAAGGAGAUAGAAGAUACAGACUUUAAAACCUUACAGAGUACUCUAAAAUAUGAAGAGGCGCUGGUGCUAGACAGUGAAAUUUUUACAGCGCUCCUCCAUCGCGUGUGUCCGAAGGCCUUUAAGCACUUGCAGAAGCAUGGGGUGGGGCCUUUGAUGUACAUGCCUGAGUGGUUCCUGUGCCUCUUUGCCCGCACGCUGCCCUUCCCCACGGUGUUGAGGGUCUGGGAUGCCUUCCUGAGUGAGGGAGUCAAGGUGUUGUUUCGUGUUGGUCUGCUGUUAGUCCGCUUAGCCCUGGGCUCCUCUGAAAAACUACGUGGCUGUCCAGGACUGGUGGAGACACUGGAGAAACUACGCAGCAUCCCACCUCAGUUUCUGGAAGAAGACAGCUUCAUGGCUGAGGUCCAUGAUGUGCCCAUCUCAGAGAGUGACCUGGAACGUGAAUGUAGAAUCCAACUGGGGAAACUGCGCAAAACUCAGCCUACAUUCCAGUACAACCCAAAGCAGCGCCUGUCUGGUGCAAAGGCCAUUUUUGACGUUCAGCAGCUGGAGGAUGCACAGAGCAAUAAGACAGAGAAGGAAAUUCAUGCACAUACUUUCCACAUCCCACAAAUCAAGGUAGACCCGCCCCCAUCACCCCCAAGGGAGCAGAAGAGGGCCUCGGAGAUGCACGCUCAGAAAAAAGAGCAGAAAAGGAAGAAGCCGGACACACGGGGAAAGACUUUCCAUGCCUUUGAGCAUCCCACGGGUAGAAGGGAGAGAAAGCUAGAACCAGAAGCUGCAAGGAGCAAGUCAUCUUUUUACUUGGAGGCAUGAUUCUCACUCAGGGCAGAGAAGAGAUGGAACUCUGAGAGAACAAUCAUGCAGCAUUUUCUCAUUGCCCUGCUCUGGUUAAUGGAUGAAUUCAGAAGUUUCGACAUAGCCUGAGUUGAAGGCAGUCUCGAAUUUCUAUGAAAAAAUUAAAUAAAAUAGGCUGGGUUUCCUAAUUUUAGGAGCUUCCUCUUUCUGAGGCCUUCAUCUACAACCCUGCUUGAAUUAAAAUAAGAUAUAGAUAAUCCCAUCCUACAUAUGUUUUGAGAUGUAGAGCUAUGAGUUAUAGAUAUUUUGUGUGAGAGUGUGUGUAGAGAUACGAUUUAGCGAAGCUUAGUGAAUUUCAAAGGGCAGAGCAAGUAGAUUUCAUUAAGUAUCCUUCUUCCCAUCACUCAGCUCCCAUCCUCAGUAAUUUUAACAUAGUGUCAGAAGGAGACCUCUUGAUAAUUUGGAAAUAUGUUAGCUCUCCAUUAACAGCUGCCUUAGACAGAAACUUUCUGCAGUUACAAUGGUAAUGAAAAAAUAAUUUUGUGAGAGCUUUUGCAGGUCCGUAAAGCAAACAAAAGCUGAAGUAAAAUUGUAAAAUUGUGAUGUUUUACUUAGUGACUGCUUUGUUUAACGACCAGUUUGCUGGUCCCAAUUCUGGUCACUUAACAAGGACUACUUCUUUGCUAUAUAUUUUCAUCUAUUUUUGCUGUGGAUGCUGUAACCUAAAGUCCAGGCCUGGCAAUGAGGACAAAAAGAAGAGAAGUCAUCUAAGAUCUUGGAUGAAUGAAAACUAAUUUGAAAUACAUUGUAUUGCUCCAGGCUUUGAAAUACAGUAUUUGGCACUUUGAUUCUAAGGGGGUAAAAUUUAUUGCACAUGUAUACGUAAAACAGAUCUAAUUCAGUAAAAUUAUAAAAAAUGUGAUUUUCCUAUAUCCAUAAAAAAAACAGAAAAUUGUUCUGAUUCAGAGUUGCAAAGGGGAGUGGGGGGAUUGUAUAAUUAUUUGGUUCCAGGAAAAGAUUGUUUUAAAUUGAACAAACUGAAGAAAAUAGAGAAAGGGUGAAUCAAUUAGUGGUUAAAAGACCUAAUCAUAAUAAUUACAAUUUUU
Thamnophis sirtalis is the source of this 2327-nucleotide messenger RNA. The record is from RefSeq and is a predicted model, not a curated record. Lineage: Eukaryota; Metazoa; Chordata; Lepidosauria; Squamata; Natricidae.